CCAAAUUAUAUCACUUAUCAAUACAGUUUAUUUUUACUUUGAAUAAACCUUUUAGACUAGCAGAAAAAAGAACCUAUGUCAGUUCGGAUGUCUUAAACAACUUAAUAAAGCAGAAUAUUUGGAUAAGCUGAUACAGAAAGACCUUGGGUGUCAUCCUCUAAAGUACAGUAAACACCAGCUCCUUGUUUUCAUGGGGUCAGUUUCACUUGAUAAUUGUCCGGUUUGUAUCAAGGUGUCAACUUUUAAAACAACAGCUUUAACUAAUACAUAUGAUUUCGGAAAUAACUACAUUAGGCAUCACGUGCAGAGAGCAACCUCAAGACUUUUGAUAAAACGCAAAGAGUAUGAGGCAUAUGAAAAUAAAAUUCGUAAUCACAGCCAGUAUAUCUUGUUAAGGGAUAGUUACUACGUUUACUUGUAAUUCCAUUUUAUAACCAUAUCAGUAGUCGUACAUAACUUACUUGUCUAUACUAUCUUAUGUAAGUUUUAAUUCCGGAGCAGUGAUUACCAUACACCUUUUAGUAUUCUUAUGCUUCUAGUCUUAACAAUCAGAUAAAGAGAGCGAGAAAAGGUUGUUGUAAGUGUCACUCACUUGCUUGUAUUUUCAAAACUGAUUUUUUCCUACAGGACGCCAUGAUACCCAAUGCUAGUAUAUGUACGACUGAAUGCACUCAACCUACAUCUGAUUGGACAAAUGAUCCGUCUUGGAUUAUGAAUAUGCAGGCAUUUUCCACAGAUAAAUCUCAUCGGUCAUCUAAUAAUUCAUCACAAAAUGUAUCCAAAUUAGAAGUUUUAUCUAUGAUGAGAGAUGCAAAACGACGUCGUCAAAGCUAUAGAGGAAUACAUACUGCAAGAAAAUCUUAUACUGAAGUAUUACGUGAAAUUAUAGCGCAACAAACUGAAAUGUUGACAGCCAGUCAAGGAUUGUCGGCACAACAAUCUGAAGAUAGAAGAUCUAGUAGUGUAGAAUCACUUUCAAAUCAAACUGAAAAUAUUCAUAAAAGAAGUCACUAUUCACACAAAUCCAAAACAUUGGAUACUUCACGAAUACAACACUAUUCUUCCUCCGAUUCUCCAUUGUCCUCAACAACUCGACCAUACAAUGAAACUUGUAGAAAUACAUCCAAAUCAACUUUAAAGCAUACACAUCAUCAAUCAUCGAAAUGGAAUGAUAGAAGACAAUCAUCAUCACCAUCAUCUAAACAUUGGACUUCUAGUUCAGAGGUGAACAAAGAUUUUCAUCAUGAUCAUGAUGUUGUUUCUCCAGUGCAUAAAAAGUUGAAAAAACACAAAAAACAUUCUAAACAUAAACAUAAGCAUAAAAGUAAGAAGUAAACAUUCCAGUUCUAGUUUUCAUUGUUCUAAACAGAACGAAAUUCAAUGAUAAAUAUCCAUUUGAUAUGAUGCCUAAAACUGAUAGCCAAACAAUUAAUUCUUGAUUUUAAUUUGUUAUUAUAUUGAUUGUUUGAAUCGUUCCGUUAAUGUUUAAGACUGCAAUUGAUCAAUCUAUUAAUGGUAUAUGUAUAUCCUAUGCGGAUUGUCACAAUAUUGCCAGUAAGUUACAAGAAUUUAAAGGAGAAAUGGAUGGUAACUAGCUGUGGAAUCAAUGAUGCUUAUCGUUCCAUCCUAUUUGGAACUUGUCAAAUGGAUGUCCCUGUAUUCCAAAGUUCAUAUUCACUCCUGAACUCGAAUUCAGUACCUUUCGCUUCAAAAUUCAUAAAAGUAAUUGAAGUUUAGGACUGCAAUUGAUCAGUUUCUUUUUAUAUAUAUGCAUCCUGAGUGGAUUACCUCGAUAUUGACUUAACUCUCUCAGAGUGAAUAUCAAUUCUAGGAUUCAGGUGUAUCCAGAUGACGAGUUCCAAAUAGGCCGAAAUGCGCGUUCUGGAUUCUUCUGUUAGCUACCAUCUAAUCGUUUUGUUUAACCACCUUUGACAAUUUCAUCAUAUUCAUUGUAUAUUCAUAUUCUAUUAAAUAAACAUAUUAUUUUCUUACAUAAAAUAUUCUAUUCACAUCUAUCAAGUGGUCUUGUCUUCGACUUCCACUUAUUCUAUUGUAGGACUAUAUAUUAAAAAUACAGUUUUGUGAAUAUCCAUCACUUAGUCAUAUUGUAGCAUUGUGUUCUUUCAUCAAUUACUAUUCGAUUGAUUAAUCUUAACAAUUAAGAUUUCAUCAUAUUAUUACCAUUAAAAUCGUCUCUCAGAA
Molecule: messenger RNA, 2202 nt
Organism: Schistosoma spindalis
Lineage: Eukaryota; Metazoa; Platyhelminthes; Trematoda; Strigeidida; Schistosomatidae
Source: the annotation of a GenBank genome assembly